Molecule: messenger RNA, 431 nt
Organism: Colletotrichum acutatum
Lineage: Eukaryota; Fungi; Ascomycota; Sordariomycetes; Glomerellales; Glomerellaceae
Exons: 2
Coding region: 38-349 (103 amino acids)
Source: RefSeq, a predicted model, not a curated record
ACACAUCUACAACCAAACCUGAUUCUAUUCCUCAACCAUGAAGUUCUCCUCAGUUAUUAUCAGCAUCAUCUCCCUGACGGUGGGAACGGCCAUCGCCAACCCGGCUAGGCUUGAGAACCGACAGAAAGCCCCAGGAGUUGGCGACCCAAAUGCUCAGUGCGAUGGGAAGCAUGACUGUUGCUUCAGCUCAGAAGCUGCCUGCUUUAGGCAGUACGGUACUCUUUCCGGCAAUAUUUACUGUCCGCUGCACAAGUAUUGUGCUACAGACUAUAAUAUCCCCCGCACCAAAUGUAACGCUGAUUGCUGUUCAAUCUCCAAUGGCUUGGGCCGUGGGUGCCCGGGCAAAUAGACGGAGUCGUUGCACUGUCUUUACUGGUGUUGGAUCUCACAUUACACUACUAUUCAGGAUAGCGGAUGCAUUUCGGGUGCCC